AUGUAUUAUGGAAAAAUUUUCGGAAGCUCGGGUAAUCCAAAACCGAUUGAGGGUGGUGGGGAAGAAUGCAGAGACAAAAAAAUAUUCAGAAUCAGAUCGUAUGGUGACACUCAAGAUCUAGUGAUUCUUGUUGACAGAUUCGGGCAGCGAGUAAGAGUUCAACCCGCGCUCAGUAAAAAGCCCAGAUAUAACUCCAACGAUACGGGUGGUACUGUUUGGCACUAUGUGAACACUAGAAAUCGACUCGAACAUUUUUAUUCGGACAGUGUCGACACAGUAGCAGAGCCGAAGUUGCAAUUCGUCUAUCCUCAUCCGGAGCUGAAAAUCCUGAACUAUCAUAAGAUUGUCGAGGACAGUAGAGAAGAAAGUCAAGACUCGCUCAGCAAAAGUGAGAUGUGUGCUUCAUUUGGAGAACCAUUCUUCUUUGAAGUACAUGAUGAUAUCGCACCUGAUGAAUGGAUGUUAGUUGUGUCAACACGUCGUUGGGUGAAUCCCAUGCAUGCUCACAGGAGAAUGUCGUACCCUCACGCUAUUAUUCGGAUGAAACAACAUCACUUUUUCAGCAAAGGCUGGGCUCGAGCUCUUCCAAUUGUCGUUGCGAACAUUCUCAUUUUGCUCGUCGGAACACUUGUCUUCUUACGACUUGUCGGUUACUACAAUCGAGAAUAUCGAAAAAGACGUUUUGGAACUGACACCUCGUUCAGCGUCCUGAGUCACUGA
Cooperia oncophora is the source of this 720-nucleotide messenger RNA. The record is from the annotation of a GenBank genome assembly. Lineage: Eukaryota; Metazoa; Nematoda; Chromadorea; Rhabditida; Trichostrongylidae.